Molecule: messenger RNA, 2218 nt
Organism: Paralichthys olivaceus (Japanese flounder)
Lineage: Eukaryota; Metazoa; Chordata; Actinopteri; Pleuronectiformes; Paralichthyidae
Product: phosphoribosyl pyrophosphate synthase-associated protein 2
Biological process (GO): 5-phosphoribose 1-diphosphate biosynthetic process; purine nucleotide biosynthetic process
Cellular component (GO): ribose phosphate diphosphokinase complex; cytoplasm
Molecular function (GO): ATP binding; magnesium ion binding; ribose phosphate diphosphokinase activity
Source: RefSeq, a predicted model, not a curated record
CCUGCGAUUGGCCGAGGCGCACGUCCGUCAAAGCGCGACACGGAAGUCGGUGGCUCCGGAGCAGAACCUGGGUUCAGUUCCGCUCGAUUCAGUUUCUUGUGUUGGUUGCAUCUUGUAACCGAACCCGACUCACAAACUGCUUGAGAAUUGAAAGUUGCCCGUAGAUUUUAAAGGAAGUAACCAAUCCUCCCUCCCCGAUGCAGGAAGGCCUCAGUGCAGCGUGGGUGCCCAGGGAUCCACUGUCCGAGUGUGGGGAGAUCAGCGAUCGAGACCCAAAAGACAUGAACCACACCAAGGGCGGCCUCGUCAUCUUCACCGCCAACUCGCACCCCUCCAGCCGCGAGCUGAGCAAGAGGAUUGCAGAGCGGUUAGGGGUUGAGCUUGGCAAGGUGCAGGUGUACCAGGAAGCUAACAGAGAAACCCAGGUACAGAUCCAAGAGUCGGUGCGAGGCAAAGACGUCUUUGUGAUUCAGACAGUGUCCAAGGACGUGAACACCACCAUCAUGGAGAUGCUGAUCAUGGUGUACGCCUGCAGGACUUCCUGUGCCAGAAGCAUCACAGGAGUCCUGCCUUACUUCCCCUACAGCAAGCAGUGCAAGAUGAGGAAGAGGGGCUCCAUCGUCUCCAAGCUUAUCGCCUCUAUGAUGUGUAAAGCUGGUCUCACCCACCUGAUCACCAUGGACCUCCAUCAGAAAGAGAUUCAGGGCUUCUUUAACAUCCCGGUGGACAAUCUGAGAGCCUCGCCCUUCCUGCUGCAGUACAUACAGGAGGAGAUCCCCAACUACAGAAAUGCUGUGAUUGUGGCCAAAUCCCCAUCUUCUGCCAAAAGGGCUCAGUCAUUUGCAGAACGACUGCGUUUGGGUAUCGCAGUGAUCCACGGUGAAGCUCAGGACGCAGAAUCAGACCAGGUGGACGGGCGACAUUCUCCACCCACCGUCAAGACCACUGGAGCCAUUCACCCCAGCAUGGAGAUACCAUUGUUGAUCCCCAAAGAGAAACCUCCCAUCACUGUGGUCGGAGAUGUCGGAGGACGCAUCGCCAUCAUCGUGGAUGACAUCAUCGACGACGUUGACAGUUUCGUGGCGGCGGCGGAGACGCUGAAGGAAAGAGGGGCCUACAAGAUCUACGUCAUGGCGACACACGGCAUCCUCUCCUCCGAUGCCCCCAGGUUCAUCGAGGAGUCUGCCAUCGACGAGGUGGUGGUGACGAACACGAUUCCCCAUGAGCUCCAGAAGCUCCAGUGUCCGAAAAUCAAAACGGUCGACAUCAGCAUGAUCCUGUCAGAGGCCAUCCGCCGCAUCCACAACGGAGAGUCCAUGUCCUACCUGUUCCGCAACAUAGGAGUGGAUGACUGAACAACACACACACACGCUCCGCUCGCCUUCUUCUUCCUCCUGACGUCCGCAGACACACGGAUGAAUGAUAAUCACAUACACACAUGAAUUUCCAGUGCCCUGCUUGUAUCGUAGUGUAAAAACUGCUGACCUAUCCUCUGCGUGCAGCUUGACAUAGAGGACGACUGAAUACACAUAAAACAGGCUGUGUCUCAACUCACGGGGCUGCGAAGGACUCACCCGUCAUCGGGGUCGAAAGGACGCAACUGUCUGCGACGUUUGAAGGAGCCUGGGAGAGUCCGGUGGCGCUGCUGUGAUGCAGUUGGUCUUCGAACGCAGCCUCUGGAGGACGCAGCCCCUGAAUUCAGACACAGCUGGAGACUUGUAGACUUGUUUCUUACCACUGGACUCCUGCCUGUCUCCUGCGACGACUGCUGCCAAACACAUUUCAGUUUUUUUACUCUCGUCUUUCUGAGUAGGUCUACCUCUGUUUAGUGCCCCCCCCCCCACCCCCCCCACCAGACAUGUUCCCAUUAUUACUAGAACAUGAUAUCUGUUGGCAUUGAAUGUCUCAUACUGAUGCUACUAGUGAAGGAGAUUGUACUGCAUGAGUGCCAGUGCCUUCUACAGGACGGACGACACACAGGCCUUCAUCGCGCCUAACGUUACUAAUUAAUAUCAGCUAAUUAACUUGUGUAGAGUAUCAAGAGUGAACGUUUAAAUCCAAACCUCAUUUAUUUGUGUUCAUUUAUGUCGUGUGUGAUUGUGCUACUAACACAAGUAGUUUAGGCUCGUUAGCUGUAUGUCUGUGUGGUUACCAUAGCGAUUAAAUGCUAAUCUGGUGUCAAAUCUGCUAGUUGCUAAAGACGAACUGGAAUUAAUUU